GCAGUUUUCUUAGUAAUUUUAUGUUCAUUUGUUUUUUUUCCAAGAAGAGGGCUGGUCCUGACUCAGAAUAAAUCCCAUUCCCUUCCUCUUUCACUCUUAUCACUCCUUUUUCUUUGAAGACUCACACAUCAUCUCUGGGCUUGAAGAUUUGGAACAACAAACAUGAAGUUCACUGUGUUUCUGAGUGGACUCCUGCUGCUCUUUCUGCUUCCCGACUGGACAGAAAGUGUUGAAGACGACACUGUGGACAUCAAUACUCUCGGCCGUAUUAUCAACUUCUUUGAGCAGAACUAUAAGAGAGUCGACAGUGAUGGAGUUGAACGUCAGUACGCUGCAGCCAUCAAUGUGCCGAAGCAUCAGUGUCAACAGAACUUCUUUCCUGCACAGAACAACUUCCUGACUCAGGAGAAUGCUUUCAAUGUGAAAAAUGCAAUUACUGAUGAAACAAACGCACUUUACCAAGGUUCAGAGCUCAUCGCUGCAGGAACUAGGAAGGUUGUAAUUAGUAAAAAGAAGCAAUUCAACAUGCAUUCAGAGUCUCUCCUGCUGAAUCCUGCUGACAAUUCACCUAUGACCAAACUUUUGAAUAAAAGAAAAGACAGCUGCUCUGUUUUCUACACAUUUGAUUCUCCCUGUGUUGACACGUGUCUGAGUGCUACAGGGAGUCACAGCAUUAUAGAGGCUCUGAAGAACUGGAAAGAUCAUGAUGGUAUUAAAGCUUUUGUCUUCAAGGAUUUCUGGAAGUUUGACACAGAAAAAGAUCUUCAGACUAAGUUUAAGCAGAUUGUGGCUCAUGUUCCUCUCUUCCGCUGUGUGAGUGAGAAUCAGUGUUAUGCUUGUAAAGGGGAAGGAAACACCGCCAUAGAUGCACACUGUUUGCCUUAAAGAGAGAUCUAACAGUUAUGUUAGUAACAUUCAUUUCUUUCACAUGUGAUUCUGUGUUAAGAUCUACUAUCCUUUGUUUUGAAAUUCAGCAUGCUUAGAUGAAGAAGUAAAAUGCAUUUAAAAAAUAAUCUUGCUUCCUACUUCAACAAAUAAAAUUCUUCUGCUUGGCA
This is a messenger RNA of Megalobrama amblycephala (Wuchang bream), 1055 nucleotides long. RefSeq lists its product as uncharacterized. The record is from RefSeq and is a predicted model, not a curated record. Lineage: Eukaryota; Metazoa; Chordata; Actinopteri; Cypriniformes; Xenocyprididae. Bases 163 to 885 code for a protein of 240 amino acids. The transcript has 3 exons.